UUCAGUACGACUUCGUUCGUGCGGCGGGUAACUCGUGCGAAUGCGAAAAUAAAUAACAAAAGCCGCGGCAUUAUCAGUGAUCAAGAACUCAACGAUCGACGGAUUGACGAUCAACGAUCCCGAGCCCAAACCAAAGCGCGCGUAAAUAGAGAAAACACAAUUCAAGAGGAUUGAUAAAAAAAAAAGUAUACAUAAAACGAGUGACGGAAUAAAUGCGAGAGUGGAGGCGUUGUGUAAAAAUGAAAGAUUAAAAAGUUCAGAAAAAAGUGCUUACGCCGGUCGCAAAUCACAUAACCGUAACGGUAACAGUUUUGCCAGAAAAAAAAGAGUGCGGAAUAAAUUCACAAAAACGGUGCAACAAAUCCCAGCUAAAAAUAAUCCGCAGAGAGAUAAAAAAUCACUCUGACAUUUUUUUGUGGGUUUUCGCUUUUUUACAACAAACUCACGUGCCUAACGACACUUUGACAACACAGAUACAAGUCUGUUUGCGAAGCUGAGCACGUGACCACCAAUUAAUGAAUGAGACAGUACCAGAAGGGAGGGAUAGAUAGGAAGAGCGAUCAAGAGAGCAAGAUAAGUGAUAACGCCGCGAAGAUAGAAAUCCCGAAUCUUAUGCAAAUCGAGCGACAAAAAUGAAACGCAAAUAAUCAAGUUUAAAAGUCAAACGUCACAAACCAAAUUAAAUAAACAAUGCUUUAAAAGUUGUUUGUGGAAAAAGUUAAAAGCAAAGCUAUAAAAUACAAAUUUAACAGAAGGAAAUUAAUUAUAAGCGAAAUAUAGGCCAGAACUAAAAUGUAACUUAAAUUUUUGUAGUUCUAAGAAGUACAAACUAACAAAAUAAACACAAUUAAUUAAACAAUACAAUUUAAUCGCAGUAAACGUAAAAAUAACGCCUUACAACUUCUCUUACCGAGUGACAAAUAGGCAACAAUUAGUCAGUCUGUCUCAUUAUUAAGUGUGUUUAGCAACAAAAACAACGAGCAAUCAACGUCAAAAUAAUCAAAAAGCAGCCAGCAGUGCGAAAGAGACAUCCGCCGAUCGCCAGAAAGAGAGGGCAAAUCGAAUUGGUUGACGACCGCGGAGGUUUGACAAUAUGUUGAGCCCCCAUAAUGAAGGAAAUUGAUACGGAGACAACAGUAGUAUGGCCAGCCUGGUGUUAUUCCGGUAACGCACCCACCGACAUACUGCUGCAGAAGCCAGCCAAGGCCACCACCGCCAUUGUGGGCGGUCGCAGCGCAGCCCAACCGGCGACCCACGACGACCAGCAAGCGGCCACGACCGCCACAGCCACCAAGCGGAAGCACCUCGAGCGGCUGGCCAGCGAUCUGCGGCAGCUGGGCCAGAAGGGCAGGAGUAGCUCGGAGAGCCCCGUUUCAUCGUACCCCUCCAUUGCGGCCACUGCCAAAAUGCUAAGCGAGCGAUCGCUGCUGCUCAGCGGAUAUGGGGCCAUCGAGAGUAGCGCCAAGAAGCUGAGCGAAGCGGCCACCGGUGGGGCGGGUGGUGGGGUGGCGGUUAGUCAGGCCGCCACGCCCUCCCUGGGUGCUCCCGCCUCGGCAGCCUCCUCCUCCUCCUCCUCGUCCUCAUCCGCCUCCUCCGCUGCCAAUACCGCCUGCACCGCCAAUGCGAACACUGCAUCCGUGGCUGCUGCCUAUGCCGCUCUGUAUUUGGAGAAGGUCAAGCAUGAGAAGUUGUCGCCGCUGCAGAUGGACAAUCACAAGGAUGCGCCGAUGGUCACAAUUCACAACAACAACAACAAUAACACCAUUAACAACAACAAUAGCAGCAGUAGUAGUAGCAGCAUAAGCAACAACCAUCAAUCGAGUCAACAGCCACAUCAUAUGGGCCACAGCGUCAAGAGGGAGCGUCUCAGUCCAGGCAGCAACAGUAGCAGCCACAACGGCGAACUUACCGUCAGCUCAUUUGCCAGAUCUCGCAGCGCCACUCCCUCUUCGUCAUCAUAUCGUGGUGGCGGCGGUGGUGGUGUCUCACCCAGCCAGCAGCAACAACAGUCCCAGCAGCAACAGCAACAACGCCUAAGUCCGCCCAGUGGCCCAGCAACGGCAACAACAACAGCAGCAACAUCAUCAUCAACAGCAGCAGCAGCCACACACAUGCCGCUGCACAAUUUGUCAACGAAUUUGCUAAAUAGCAUUCAGCAGGCUGCUGCCAGUCAGCAACAUCGCAGCAGCAACAGCAACAGCCACAGCAGCAACACGGCCAAAAUAGAGGCUGCUGCGGCAUCGAAUGCCACGGAUUUCUCCACCCGCAACUAUUCGGACAUAAUGCGAUGCCUGGCGGCCAAGUACAACAAUACAAAUCCCAAUGACAACAAUGCAACACGACGCAAUUCCUACUACGACAGCAGCAACAGUGGCAGCUCUUCGGCGGCCACAGGCAGUGGGGGAGGUGCGGCAGGGGGAGGGGCAACCUCUGCCCCAAGUUCCGCCCUCAAGUCGGCCAGCAGCAGCAGCACCAGCAACAGUGGCACCACCACCUCGGCCACUGCCAAGAAGCUCUCACCAUCGGCCUCAUCGGCUGCGAAUGCUGCUGCCGUUAGUCUGCCCAAGGAGGCCAAAGUGAGUGGGGCCGGUGGUGCAGGUGUGGGUGGUGCAGCCUCCACUGGCGGUGGUUCCUCGCUGUCGCAACUGGCUCCGCCACCCGCCGCCCCAUCGCCCACGGAGCAGGCCAAGAGCCAAAUGGCCGCCGUGGUGGCUGCAGCGAGUGUCUCCCCGUUUAUGACCAACUUUCUGCCCUUCUCGUCCGGCAUUUUUCCGCCACUGAUAGACAUGAGCAGCACUCAGGCGCUACUGACGCUGGCGCGUGCUGUCAAAGAUGCCGAAAUCCAGGAGAUUCUGCGCAGCAAGCAGCAGCGCUCCGGUUCGAAUGCCUCGUCGCCAAGUGCGAGUGCGACGGGCACGCCACGAUCCAGUUCCACUCUGAAUGCCGCACUGCAUCAGGCAGCCCAAUUUGUUACACCCGCUCUGAUCUACUCGGCCCAACUGCAACAGCAACAGCAGCAACAGCAGCAGCAGCAACAACAGCAAAAUCAGCAACGACAGCAGCAACCGCAUCACGCUUCGCGGCAGUCUAGUCCACGUUCCACCAACGAUUCCUCGACGGUGGCGCCCAUUGCGUCGGCGGCGCCACUGGAUUUGAGCUCCCAGCCGCCGGCCGCCAAGCGUUUUAAGGCCGAGCGUCGGGCCAGCUCCACAGCCACCACAGCGACAACGGCGACCACUGGCUCAUCCGCAUCCACACCAUCCCCGCCACCGUUGGAGCAGCACGACGAGAUCAAUUCUGGCAACGCCAACGCGGCAAUGGGAACGGGAACGGGUGAGGGUACUGCAUCUGGAUCGGGAACGGCAUCGGGAUCAGGAGUUGGCAAGACCCGAAGACGAUGUCAGGCGCAAAGCGAGGAGGUUAACUCUUGGUCCGUCGACGAUGUGUGCGGCUUUGUGGGCGGCAUUGAUAUAUGCGCCGAAUACGUUCAGUCGUUUCGUGAUCAGUCCAUCGAUGGCACUGGCCUGCCGCUCUUAACCGAGGAUCAUUUGGUCAACUCGCUGGGCAUGAAGCUGGGGCCGGCUCUCAAGCUGCGCUCCAUAUUGGCGAAGAAAUUGGGCGGGCCGUGCCCGUGUGUUGCAUGCGUUGCGCAGGCGCAACAAAUGCUGGCACUGCAAACGGGUGGGGCAGCAUCAGCACCACCAGCAGCAACAACAACAGCAGCAGCAGCAGCAGCUGCUGCAACAACUAGUUGCAGCAUUAAGUCGGAGAUCUUUAAUGGCGGCAGCAACGGCAGCGGCAGCAGCAACAGCAACAGCAAUCAGGGCAGCGAUAUUGCAGCUACGUUAGCAACAGCCAGCUCGCCCAGCAGCAACAUGUUGCUGCCAGUGUUGCCGUGCAGCGGUCUGCACGAUGCCAGCUAGUUAUCUGCGCUCCACAUAUAUAUAUUUAUGCUAAAUGAAUUGCAUUUCAACUGCAAAAUUGCUGUACCAAAUGAGCUUUCAACAAAAAAAAAGAAAAAAACACACACACCCACACCAACACCAACACAGAAGCAAAUCAGAUUGGAGAGAAUACCCUAUUGUAUAAAUUAAACAAUAAAUAUGUAAUUUAAUGGCUAGCUAAAGUUGUAAACUUUAAGUGACAACAACAAUAAUCGCAAAGUCUUCCAUUUGCACACACACAAAUCAUAUUUGUAUAAUAUUAAUCAAUUAAUUAGUCAAUUUAUUGAGAGACAUUUCGUUUACGUACUUAAGUGCAAAGCGCAUUUUGCAUUGAUUUUAUUUAUUUCUAUGACUUUUUUCGUUUUUAACUGCUAGUCAGUAAAUAUAUAUUUAAUAGAAUUCCGCGAAAUGUGAAGCAAACUUAAAAAUUCAAUUUUAUUGUUUUGCAAAUUGAUGUAAAAGGCUAUUUAUUUUGUAUAACCUACGAUACAGCAGAAUUGUUGAACCCCACAAGGCUUUGUUCAAAUUUUUGAUUAAUUUAAGUUUACUUUUUCUGCGGCCAUGCACAGAGGAAUUCAAAAUUCAACUUUUAGAACUAUAUGCAUCCUUUUAAGAGCUCCAAGACUUGAAACACACACCACACAACACACAAAAAAAAAAAAGAAAACAACAAGAAACAA
Molecule: messenger RNA, 4624 nt
Organism: Drosophila gunungcola (fruit fly)
Lineage: Eukaryota; Metazoa; Arthropoda; Insecta; Diptera; Drosophilidae
Gene: Samuel
Product: mucin-19
Exons: 7
Coding region: 1110-3923 (937 amino acids)
Cellular component (GO): PRC1 complex
Molecular function (GO): protein binding
Source: RefSeq, a predicted model, not a curated record